This is a messenger RNA of Chaetomium globosum CBS 148.51, 1317 nucleotides long. RefSeq lists its product as uncharacterized. NCBI's taxonomy places the organism in Eukaryota, Fungi, Ascomycota, Sordariomycetes, Sordariales, Chaetomiaceae. Gene Ontology annotation, molecular function: GMP synthase (glutamine-hydrolyzing) activity; ATP binding; GMP synthase activity. Gene Ontology annotation, biological process: GMP biosynthetic process. The transcript is spliced from 12 exons. The record is from RefSeq and is a predicted model, not a curated record. Gene Ontology annotation, cellular component: cytosol. Bases 1 to 1317 code for a protein of 438 amino acids.
AUGGCUGCCGGACCGGGAGAGGCCAUGGCCCACAGUGCCUUCGACACCAUCUUGGUGCUCGACUUUGGCUCACAGUAUACCCACCUGAUUACUCGCCGUCUCCGUGAGCUCAACGUCUUCUCCGAGAUGUUGCCAUGCACCCAGAAGCUGUCGGAGCUCAAGUUCGUCCCCAAGGGCAUCAUUCUCUCGGGCGGGCCCUACUCUGUCUACGAGGAAGGCAGCCCUCAUGUUGACCCUGCGGUCUUCGACCUAAAUGGCAUGCAGGAGCUGGCCUACCGUCUCAACCCGGACAAUGUCAUUGCUGGCACGCACCGCGAAUAUGGCCAUGCAAUGCUCAAGGCGCGGUCCAUCGAUAACCACGUUGACCGCCUUUUUGAGGGUAUCGAGGAGUCCAUGCGGGUGUGGAUGAGCCAUGGCGACAAGUUGGCUAAGCUGCCAGACGGCUUCCACACGGUUGCCACGUCGGACAACUCAGAAUACGCCGCCAUCGGCCACCAAAGCAAGCCAAUCUACGGCCUGCAGUUCCACCCUGAGGUUACACACACCCAAAACGGAACCGCACUCUUGAAGAACUUUGCCGUCGGCAUCUGCGGCUGCAAGCAAGAGUGGACCAUGCAGAAGUUUCUGGAAGAGGCGAUUGCCCAAAUUCGCCACACUGUCGGUGAAAAGGGGCAGGUGUUGGCUGCCAUCAGUGGUGGCGUUGACUCAACGGUUGCCGCGAAACUAAUGAAAGAAGCGAUUGGUUCCAGGUUCUGGGCCGUGCUCGUCAAUAAUGGCGUUAUGCGACUGAAUGAGUGCGAGCAGGUCAAGAAGGACCUGACUGAGGCGCUUGGCAUCAACCUCACCGUCGUCGAGGCCUCGGACCGGUUCCUCGAUGGACUGAAGGGUAUUGAUGACCCCGAAGUAUUUCGCCCUCCCCCGCAUUAUUACGUUUUUAUCGAAGAGGCUGCCGCUAAUGACCCAGCCAAGGCUGGCAAGAUCGAGUUCUUCAUGCAAGGCACCCUCUACCCGGAUGUGAUCGAGUCGCUCUCGUUCAAGGGCCCUUCGGCCACCAUCAAGGAUGAAGUCCGCGCGCUUGGACGUGCCCUGGGGAUCCGGGAGGAACUUGUGAUGAGGAUCUUCAUCUCUGAGAUCCGCAAGGCGGGGAUUUAUGACCAAAUUUCCCAAGCCUAUGCCGCCGUCGAUCCCAGUCGCGCCGUGGGCGUGAUGGGCGAUAAGCGAGUUUACGGCUACGUAUGCUGCGCUACCCGGGUGCUGCACCCGCUUCCCUGUCGCGUGUUACUAAUGCCCGGCAGAUCAUCGUCCUCCGCGCCGUGA